Messenger RNA from Thunnus maccoyii (southern bluefin tuna), 2604 nucleotides. RefSeq names its product serine protease inhibitor 2.1-like. Gene Ontology annotation, biological process: negative regulation of endopeptidase activity. Lineage: Eukaryota; Metazoa; Chordata; Actinopteri; Scombriformes; Scombridae. Gene Ontology annotation, molecular function: serine-type endopeptidase inhibitor activity. Bases 1287 to 2534 code for a protein of 415 amino acids. The record is from RefSeq and is a predicted model, not a curated record. The transcript is spliced from 7 exons.
CACAUGACCAAUUAUCACAGUCUGAGCCAGUCUGAGAUGAAAAUCACCUGUGUGAUUCAUUCUGCUUUGUUUGACUCCGUGAACACAGAUCACUUGCUUGGAAAUAAUCCUCUUACAGCUUCCCACAAAGAGCAAGGCCACAUGUAAGACUAACACAUUUAGGGGAAGAAGAAGUGGCUACAAACUGCAGAAAACUAUUUUGUUUUUGGACUUUUUGUACACUAUGUUUUUAAUAGACUAGAAGUUGCCUCUUAAGGCAGGCAGGAAAUCUGCUGUGUGGCCCCAGAGGACCGCUUGAACCCUGUAUAGAAAAAGCAAUGCCAUAUACAUCCAAACUUCCUGCGUCCUGGAAUGAUACACCACCUUCUCGAAAAGUGGAAAUUGACCUGAGUUCACCUGGUUUAGCAGUGUUUGAGUUGGAAAGACUCUUGUUUACUGGCAAAGCCAUCAUCAGCCAUGCAGAUGAAGUGUGGCUAAGGAUUUACAUAGGUGACCAGCAAAGUGCUGGUGCAUUGCCAUGUAGAGGUGAGCCACUCCGCCACCCUGAUGCUGGCUUACAUGAUGCUGAAGCAGAACCUGACUCUUGUGGAGGCUAUUUGUGCUGUGAAAGAAAACGGGGUGUUAUCCCUAACAGAGGUUUCCUCCGACAGCUCAUCCACCUGGACAGACAACUCUUUGGCAAACAUCACUGAAGCCUGAAAUACUGCUCAGGUCUCAUCGGUCCAGAACAAAAGGAAACUAUAGCUCAAUAAUUCUUAGCAGUGUUGAAAAUGUGAGAUAAACUGAUCCUGACUAAUCUGAUUAUAUGGGUAUAUGUAGAAUUUCUAUUAACAGCAUCUUAUCCUUGGAUCAUAUUUUAAUGGCCAUAAACUAAAAGUGAUUUCUCUGAAGUGCAAUUUGUACAUGAUAAAGAUUUGUUGUCCAACUUUUACAUUAAAAACAUAUAUCUGGUACAGCUUUUAGUGAAAGACACUCUGAAUUUGAAUCAGCUCUACUUGCAUAUAAAAUCAUUCAAAGGGUUUCUAUAGUGCAUCAUAUGAUGGGCUAGAGACAGUGAUCAUCACUCACAGCUUUUUGUAAAUGCUGCUGAAGCAAACUAUGGCUGCUUUGGCUUUUGCAUCUCUCCUUUGCAUCUCAGCAUGACACCACAGUUUGACUGUAAUCCUUAAAGCUGAACAAAUAAGUGGGUGGGAUAAAAAAAUAAACACAGCCAAAGUUCAGUUGCUCUGAUCAGCCUUAUAAUCAGUACGUCUCCCUCUGUCCAGCCUGUGCUUUGGUGUCUGUGGAUGAAGAAGUUCACCAUGAUGCGUGCAACCCUGUGUAUCUGGAUCUUAUCAGCAGUGGUCUGCGUGGGCAGAGGCCAUCACCACGAAGGUCACGACCAAGACACUGCACUCGACAGCAGUGCUGACAGCGUCUCACUGGUGACUUCAGCAAACAAAGAGUUUGCCUACCGUAUGUACAAAAAGUUAGCAGCUCACGCUGAAUCUCAAGGCAAGAAUAUCUUCUUCUCACCAGCUAGUUUGUCCAUCGCCUUGGCUGCCUUGUCUGUUGGAGCACGGGGGGAGACCCACCGGCAGCUCUUCAGUGGUCUGGGUUUCAACAGCUCUCUACUGACGCAGACAGUUGUGGAUCAGUCCUUCCGUACACUCCUACAAAGGGCAAACAAGACAUCUCAAGAAGAUAUCAGCGAAGGGACCGCUGUGUUUGUGGAUAACCACUUCAAGCCACAGCCUGAGUUCCUGGACGUCUUGAAGCAGUCCUACUUUGCAGAUGGGUUUGAAGUUGACUUCACCAAAACCACAGACAGUGCCAACACUAUCAAUAAGUAUGUGGAGGAGAAGACCAACGGGAAGAUUGAUAAGCUGGUGGAAAGCCUGGACCCAAGCACAGUCAUGUAUCUCGUCAGCUACAUAUUCUACAAAGGAAAGUGGGCGACUCCAUUUGAUCCCAAGCUCACCAAGAAGGGCAUGUUCACUGUUGAUGAGAGCACCAAGGUUCCUGUCCAGAUGAUGAAUAUGGAGCAGGAAUUUGAUACUUAUUAUGACCAGGCAAUUAACACGUUGGUCCUCCACCUUCCCUUCAGCAACUCCUACUCCAUGCUGCUGUUGUUGCCUGAUGAUAUGGCGACACUGGAGAAUGACAUUUGUCCAAGCCAAGUCACCAAAUGGCUUAAGGGGAAGGUGUCGAGGGCUUAUGAUGUAUAUAUUCCAAAGUUCUCCAUCAAGACUUCUUACUCCCUGAAGGAUAUGUUGAUUGAAAUGGGAAUGACAGACAUGUUUAGUAAACGAGCAGAUCUGAGCGGCAUUUCAGAGGGGCGGGAACUGCUUGUCUCAGAGGUUGUGCACAAAGCUGCUCUAGAUGUCGAUGAGGCUGGAGCCACUGCCGCAGCUGCUACAGGCAUGGUCAUCAUUGAAACCAUUGAGAUCAUCUACCCUGUCUUGAAGUUCAAUCGACCAUUUAUGGUCCUGAUCACUGAGCACACCACAGAAAACAUCCUCUUUAUGGGCAAGAUUAUCAACCCAAACAUCUGAUGGAGUAAACACUUUGUGUUCACUCAGGCACCAAUGUUGCAUCACAUAUUAAAUACUCAUAAAAACCUUU